AUGUCAGGAAAUACAGAUAGCGGCUAUUCGUCUUCCUCGGAAGACUUCACCAAGCUCGAAGAGGCCCCAAAGUACAGGGAGACGCCGGACCUUUUAAAUUUCGGAUCGAGCGAAACCAGCGACAAGACAAAAAGAGCCAAUCCUUUGUUGAGAAGGCGCUCCACAAAUUAUUCAGAUGCUCUGGAAAUAGAACGUCGCCUACCGGCGGCUGUCGCAAAUGACCUAAGUAUCAUUGAAGGCCGUGGCACAAAACCCAUGAAUGAGCAAUUCUUCAAGCGUGAUUUACAGGAGAAAUCCGAGAACCUGCGGGACGGGGAUGCCUUUUAUCGAUAUGAUUGUGCUCAAGCAGGUCCAAAGUUUGUUUCUGCGCAAGAUUCUAGUAGAGAUUUAGAUUUAAUGUCACAGUCUCAGUCACAACCUCGAUCUCAGCCUCGAUCGCAGAGACCUGUGAACACCAAUGGCAUAACCUUCUGCGGCGAAGGCAACAAAAGUGAUGUCGUUGAUCAAAGCAGCUCCCAAAGGCCUUCUUUAUAUCAGCGGUCAUCCUCAAAGUUUGAGGACUACAAAAAAGAUAUUUACGACAGACUACACUUGUUUAACGAAUGA
Messenger RNA from Lachancea thermotolerans CBS 6340, 606 nucleotides. RefSeq lists its product as uncharacterized. The record is from RefSeq and is a predicted model, not a curated record. NCBI's taxonomy places the organism in Eukaryota, Fungi, Ascomycota, Saccharomycetes, Saccharomycetales, Saccharomycetaceae. Bases 1 to 606 code for a protein of 201 amino acids. The transcript has a single exon.